This is a messenger RNA of Candidozyma duobushaemuli, 2136 nucleotides long. RefSeq lists its product as uncharacterized. Gene Ontology annotation, molecular function: protein binding. Lineage: Eukaryota; Fungi; Ascomycota; Pichiomycetes; Serinales; Metschnikowiaceae. The coding region runs from base 1 to 2136 and encodes 711 amino acids. The record is from RefSeq and is a predicted model, not a curated record. The transcript has a single exon.
AUGAUCUUCCGGGCGGCAUUGAAUCUGGCCCGGCGCAGCGGGGUGGCCCGGCUUCCGUUUGUCCGGUUCCAGGCCACGGCCACGCCGACCCAGCAGCCGUCGAAACAGCAAAACCAGAACAGCCCUAAGUCCUUCAAACCCAGGGUCAACAGGAAAGUCAGAGACAUCACACAGCAGGUCCAGGCGCUGGCCGAGGCGGCGCUGCCCACGGAUCUUUCCGAAGCUAUUGAUAUUUUGGAAGAAGGCGUGUCGUAUCUUAGGGAGGUGCAGGUGGCAGAACGGGUCAGGGAAAGAGAGCUCUUCGAUGCUUUCCAGCCCAGUUUGGCGAUUUUGAUGGGCAAGAUGGCCGGGGCCAACAUGGGCGGACGCAGCCAGGAGGACGUGUUGGACAUGUUGGUGGAGCACCGGAUUGCCCACGGAGCGUUGUUUUCGAAUUUGGCCAAAGAGGUGAUCAAAGGCUCCGGUGAGGGUAAAUACGCUGCUGUGUUGCAGUUAUGGCUCAAGUUUUUGGACUACGACAAGACCAUGCACGCGGAGAAGGUGCCCAUCAACAAGGAGCUCGCCGAGUACAAGCAGCACGGUUUUUUUUGGGCUGAUUUCAAGGAUUUGGCCUACUACUCGUUUGUGAUGCAGUGUGUUUCAGAAGGAGUCCAGCCGACCGUGGAGGACGCUCUCAAGGUCAUUUCUGCCGGUAAAGCCGAGUCGAAUCUUCCUCGUUACCACCACGUUGAAACCGCCUUGCGUAGAGCUGGUGCUUCUGAGGAUAUGGCUGCUUUCAAGAAAGUGCACAAUGCCAUGAUGGCCCAGGUCAGAGAACCAAACGGGCCUGACGUGAACAGACACAUCAAAAACGCCGUGGAGAGCCGUUCGGCCAGCAGACUCGAAAAGGUGUACACGAUGAUUUUGGAGGCCUCCGAGAAGCUGAAACAGCCUGUUUCAGAGCACACCUUGAACAAGCUCAUGCUUGCGUUCAUCGACAUCGGCGCCUACAACCGUGUUUUCGAUAUUUUCAGAAGCAUGCUUGCCAGUGGUAUUUCCCAGCCCAACCAGAACUCGUUUGACCUUGUUUUCAAGGCCAUGGGCCAUCCUGAGCGUUUGAAGCCAAUGAACGAAAAAGAGCGUCUUGCCGAGGCCAAAACCGUCGAUGCCACUUACAAAGCCAUGCUAGCGUCGGGCCGCAAAAUGACCCCCAAGACGUUGGCGUACGUGGUGGCCUGUUUUGCCAAUACUAACGAUUUUGCACGUGUGGACGAGUUGAUGAAGAAAUACUCCAACUUCACCACGAUCGACGCCACGAAAAACAACAUUCUCAUUGGCCUUGCUUUGAACAAUAAGAUCGAGGAGGCCGAGCAGAAACUCAAGGAGUUCUUGACCAAAGACCCGGCUUUCACGCCCUACACUUACACCAUGAACACCUUGUUUGCUCACUAUACGAAACAGCGCCGUUUCGACGAUGCUGAAAAAUUGCUUGAGUUCAUGAAACGCAAAAAUAUCCCCGAAGACGUCGCCACAGUCACCACGGCCAUCGACUUCUACUUCAAGCUCAUCACCUCCAGAGGCCAGGUGCCUGAUAUUGCCCUGGUUUUGGAGAAAUUGAGACAAACCGACCUCGAGUUCACCCAGGGUACCGUCAACACCAUUCUUGAUACCUUGUGCAGAGCUGGAGUCAACUUGAACGCUGCCAGAGCCGUUUACAAGCACUUCACCAGUGAAAACCCUAGAUUCAGGUACUCUCCAGCCAUGGCUGCUACGAUGAUCAGAGCGGAAUUGUCGUUUGGCUCUGUUUACAAUGCCGAAGCCUAUUUCGAUUUUUUCGUCAAGAACAUCGAAAACACCACUCGCAUGUGGAACAUGAUGAUCAGAGGUCUUUUGUCCAAGGACACUGGCCUUGCGGUGGACUACUUCAACAAGAUGAAGACACAGAAAGCCGCAGGUGUUCAGCCUAACGCUUACACAUUCUACUUUUUGCUUUCUCACUUCAGAAAGACCAAUAACGCUGAGAAGGUCAAGUGGACGCUUGAGGAGCUUGCCAAGGCGGACUUGAAGACGUAUGGUGACGUCUUGCCUGGUUUGGUUGACUCCUUGAAGGCUGACUUCAGAGUGGAUCCAGCACUUGUGGCGAAGCUCAGACUGUAA